Messenger RNA from Protobothrops mucrosquamatus (brown spotted pit viper), 945 nucleotides. Its product is annotated as olfactory receptor 6M1-like. Gene Ontology annotation, biological process: G protein-coupled receptor signaling pathway. Bases 1 to 945 code for a protein of 314 amino acids. The transcript has a single exon. Gene Ontology annotation, molecular function: G protein-coupled receptor activity; olfactory receptor activity. The record is from RefSeq and is a predicted model, not a curated record. Lineage: Eukaryota; Metazoa; Chordata; Lepidosauria; Squamata; Viperidae. Gene Ontology annotation, cellular component: membrane.
AUGGAACUGAACUCUCCCAACAUCACAGAGGUGACUGAGUUCAUCUUAGUUGGCUUCCAACUUUCCAGAACUUUGGAAUGCUUCUUGUUUUGGAUGUUCCUGUUGAUUUUUCUGCUCACAUUAACUGGGAAUUUCACCAUCAUCACACUGGUAUGCAUGGACCAAUGCCUCCAAACCCCCAUGUACUUCUUCCUCUUCAACUUGUCUCUUCUGGAGACUUUCUUUGUCUUGACCAUCUGCCCAAAGAUGCUCGUCAGCCUGAUUUCUUUGAACAAAGCUAUUUCUUUUGGGGGAUGUAUUGCCCAAUGCUAUUUCUACUUCUCCUUGGGUACCUGUGAGUGCAUUCUUAUUGCUGUGAUGGCCUUUGAUCGCUAUGUUGCUAUCUGCUACCCACUCCGCUAUGCCAUCAUCAUGAGCAAACAUCUCUGUGUCUUCUUGGCUCUGGGCUGCUGGACUGGGGGAUUCCUUCUCCUUCUCGUUCCACUGCUCUUCCUUCUCAGUCUGUCUUUCUGUGGCUCUAACCUCCUUGAUCAUUAUUUCUGUGACUACGCCCCAAUUAUAAAGCUUUCUUGCAGCAAAAAUAUCCAUUUUCUUUUGGAUUUUGAGAUAGCUUUCUCCUUAAUGGUGCUGCUCACCUCCUUAUUUGUCAACGGGGUCUCCUACCUCUACAUUAUUUCCACCGUCCUACGGAUGCAUUCCACCAAGGGCCAGAAGAAGACCUUUUCCACCUGUGCUUCCCACAUUACAGUAGCUACUAUAUUCUAUGGCAGUUCCAUCUUCAUGUACUCCUUUCCUACCAAAGGACGUUCGCAGGGUGUGCAAAAAUCAGUUGCACUUGUCACUGCAGUUAUUACUCCAUUAUUGAAUCCUUUUAUUUACACUCUGAGGAAUCAGAAGGUCAAGGACGUCUUAAAGGACUGUCUAAGGAACUCAUUUCCACAUUGA